This is a messenger RNA of Oxyura jamaicensis (ruddy duck), 947 nucleotides long. Its product is annotated as basic salivary proline-rich protein 1-like. The annotation marks the transcript as partial. NCBI's taxonomy places the organism in Eukaryota, Metazoa, Chordata, Aves, Anseriformes, Anatidae. The transcript has 3 exons. The record is from RefSeq and is a predicted model, not a curated record. Gene Ontology annotation, biological process: rRNA modification. Gene Ontology annotation, molecular function: rRNA (adenine-N6,N6-)-dimethyltransferase activity.
CCCGUCCCCUCUCCCCAGGUGCUGCAGCGGCUGAGCGAGGCCACGGGCUGCGACCGCGUGGUGGACGUGGGCGCCGGGCAGGGCCACCUCUCGCGCUUCCUGGCCUUCGGCCUCGGCCUCUCCGUCACCGCCGUGGAGGCCGACGGCCGCCUGGUGAGCCUGGCCGAGCGCUUCGACCGCGAGCUGCUGCGGGAGCUGGCCAAAAAACGGGCCCGGGGCGACGGGGGGGGGCCUCCCCCACCCCCCCGGCACCCCAAAAGCAGCCCCCGGGACCCCAACGCCCCCCCCCGGCGCCCCGAGACCCUCGCGUCCCUCUGUCCCCGCCGCCCGCGGCACGUGGCCGGCCGCUUGGACCCGCGGGCUCCCGGCGAGGAAUUUCUGCUGCCCCCCGUCCCGGGGCCGGGCCCCCCCGCCAGGAACCCGCUACGGGGGGAGCCGGGGGGGGAGCGGGUGCUGCUGACGGGGCUGCACGCCUGCGGGGACCUCAGCGUGGCCCUGCUGCGCCACUUCGCCCGCAGCCCCCACGUGGCCGCCGUCACCUCGGCCGCCUGCUGCUACAUGAAGCUCUCCACGAGGCCCCAGCCCCAAGAUCCCGGUCCCCAGCCCCAAGAUCCCGGUCCCCAGCCCCAAAAUCCCGGUCCCCAGCCCCAGGAUCCCAGUCCCCAGCCCCAGGAUCCCAGUCCCCAGCCCCAGGAUCCCAGUCCCCAGCCCCAAGAUCUCGAUCCCCAGCCCCAAAAUCCCACUGCCCAGCCCCAAAAUUCCAAUCCCCAGCCCCAAAAUCCCAGUCCCCAGCCCCAAGAUCUUGAUCCCCAGCCCCAGGAUCCCGGUUGCCAGCUCCAAAACCCCAAUCCCCAACCCCAAAACCCCGGUUCCCAACCCCAAAACCCUGGUCCGCAACCCCAAAAUCCCACUCCCCAGCCCCAAAACCCCCCUCCCCACCCCCUAUC